Molecule: messenger RNA, 1212 nt
Organism: Cyanistes caeruleus (blue tit)
Lineage: Eukaryota; Metazoa; Chordata; Aves; Passeriformes; Paridae
Product: protocadherin beta-4-like
Biological process (GO): homophilic cell-cell adhesion
Cellular component (GO): plasma membrane
Molecular function (GO): calcium ion binding
Source: RefSeq, a predicted model, not a curated record
AGGCUGGACCGGGAGGAGCUGUGCGGCCAGUCCGCCACCUGCAUGCUCCCCUUCGAGCUGCUGCUCUCCAACCCCCUGCAGUUCUUUCGGGUCGAGGUGGCUCUGGAGGAUAUCAAUGACCAUUCACCUGUUUUCCCUGUGGAACGAGUCACUUUUAAGAUUGUGGAAAGAAGCGACCCUGGCACCCGUUUCCCAGUGGAAGCAGCUCGGGAUCUCGAUAUUGGCAGCAAUAUGGUCCAGGCAUAUAGCAUCUCUCCCAAGAACGAAUAUUUCAGUGUCUUCUAUGGUACUAACAUUGAGAAUGACAGAAGCGUGGAACUUGUUUUGGAAAAGCCGCUAGACAGAGAGGAGCAUGAAGAGAUGGGUUUUAGUCUCAUUGCUGUGGAUGGGGGCUCUCCACCACGGAGUGGGACCACCCAAGUCAAUAUUAUUGUUCUAGACGUAAAUGACAAUGCUCCUGUCUUCACUCAGAAAACAUAUGUUUGUCAGGUUUUGGAAAACUCACCACAGGGCUCUGCGGUUUUGAGAGUGGUUGCAGCCGAUCGGGAUACAGGAAGUAAUGGAGACAUCACUUAUGCGUUCAGCCAACCAUUGAGUCAAUCUGACAGCCCAUUCACAAUUGACUCUAUGAGUGGGGAAAUUAAACUCACAAAACCUCUGGACUAUGAGGCAGCACAAAGCCACGAGCUGAGUGUGAGAGCCACAGAUGGUGGGGGACUCUCAGCCAUCUGCAAAGUGCUGGUGGAGGUGGUGGAUGUGAAUGACAAUGCCCCAGAGGUGGUGGUCAGCUCCUUCAGCAGUCCCCUCCCCGAGAACACAGCGCCCGGCACGGUGGUUGCCCUGUUUACGGUCAGGGACCGGGAUUCUGGGGCCAACGGGAAGAUCUCGUGUGGCCUCGAGGAUCAGCGCUUCUUCUCGCUGCGGCCAGCCUAUAAGAAUUACUAUGAGCUGGUGACAGUGAGCGCGCUGGACCGCGAGGAGACGGCUCGCUACAUCCUCAGGGUGACGGCGGCAGACGCGGGGUCGCCUCCUCUGACGAGCACGCAGACCUUCACCGUGGACAUCUCGGAUGUCAAUGACAACGCCCCCGUCUUCAACCAGACGUCGUACACCAUGUACGUGCGUGAGAACAAUGUGCCCACGGUGUUUGUUGGAGCCGUCAGCGCUGCCGACGCUGACGUGGGGCUCAAUGGCAAGGUGAGCUAUUCGCUG